UUAAAGGAUGAAUGAAUGCCUAUGCAGUGAAUCACGCAAUCCACGUGGGGUGUUGGAAAGUAACCUGCCUAGUUUGAAUAUCACCUGCAUGGACUUCCUCUAGAGACGUCAGAUUCUAGGAUAGUUGUUUUGUUGUUCGAAGUUAGGAAUAUUACCUGUACGUCUAACAACAACUGAGUCGGCGCCCUGUGAAGAAUGAGCUGUAUUAUUCACCUAGACAUGUAACGUAUACGAUUAUAUUAAUCGUUUCUCGCUUUAUUAUCGGAGUUUGUCGAUACUAUAGGCUACUUUAGUCAUAGCACGAGUUCACGACCGUCUUUGUUUUAUUAUUCCGGAAAAAGCCCUUCACACAGAAAUCCAGGAUGAAGACAUGAGGAGGAGAGGACACGCGGUGGAUCAGGGUUUUAACCUCACCUUAACUUUGGAAUGUUUGCCCCCUUAUGAAAUAAACGAAGCAUAUCAUUUCAGGGAGAGGAGGGCACAGAGGAAGUAGGACAGUGGAACAAAGGAAGUUGGACUUGCUAGCUAGGUACUCCAGCCUGUGGCCAUGACUGAGCCCAUGGUCCCCAGUGGCAGCAGCAGUGCUGGCCUGACAUGGGCAAAGAUGUGCAAGGAGUGUGGCCAGCAGCACGAGGGGGGCCAGGAGAACCACCUGUACGAGUACCAGGAUGAGGUAGAUGACGAGCUGGUGUGCCACAUCUGUCUGCAGCCCCUGCUGCAGCCCAUGGACACGCCGUGCGGACACACCUACUGCUUCCAGUGCCUCAGCAGCUUCCUGAAGGAGCAGGACUUCUGUCCUGUGGACCGCCAGCAGCUGCAGCUUCACCAGUGCCGGCCCUCCAGCCUGCUGGUCAGGAACCUGCUGGACAAGCUGACCGUGCUCUGCCCACACCAAGCUGAGUGCCAGCAGCAGAUGCAGCGCUGCGAGCUGCAGCCCCACCUGCACAACAGAUGUCCUGUUUUUAGAAGGCUGAGGGAGGAGGCAGAGAGGAGGAAGAGACCCCCCUGGAAUGAGCUUAAGGGGAACAGGGGUGAGGGGGAGUCGGGCGUUGAUACCAAACACACCCGUACCCCCACCCGGGGCGUCCUGCCCGAGCCUGGCCUCAUCAACCCUGCCUUCGAAGAGAGUGAGGACGAGACCCCCCUGCGGUCCAGCCUGGUGGCCGAGGCCAACGUGGUGGAGAUGUUUCGGGAAGAGCAGGAGUUGGGCCUGCGUAUUGUGGGAGGAAAGGACACGCCCCUGGGGAACAUAGUCAUCCAGGAGAUCAUCCGUGACUCACUGGCGGCCCGUGACGGCAGGCUGGCCCCAGGGGACCACAUUCUGGAGGUGAAUGACGUCAGCCUGGCGUCUAUCCCACACGGCCGGGCCAUCUCCGCGCUGCGGCGGCCAUGCCCUCUGCUCAGACUCAUCGUCAUGCAGGAGAAGGGCUUCAACCCCCGUCACCCGCAACGCCCUGGCCUCGAGCACCACACGCCCCCCUCCACCAUCACGGCCACCGCCUCCCCUCCCACUCACAGUCCCCACGGCACCGCCCACAGCCAGGGUACGGUGAUCCAGGUGACGCUGGUGAAGAGGGACCGCUCGGAGCCGCUGGGCAUCAAACUGAUCCGCAAGUCGGACGAGACGGGGAUCUUCAUUCUGGACCUGCUGGCGGGGGGGCUGGCGGCCAAGGACGGGAAACUAUGCAACAAUGACAAGGUGCUGGCAAUCAACGGGCAGGACCUGAGACACGGCACCCCAGAGAGCGCAGCACAGAUCAUACAGGCCAGUGAGGUGCGGGUGAACUUUGUGGUGAUGAGGCAGCGGGAGCCCCAGGAGGAGGGGGGCAGCGGUGGAGCGGGGCAGGGCCGAGUGGCCAGGAGGGCUCCAGAACCCCAGUACUUCAGACGCCCCUCCACCUACAUGAAGGAUCCUCCAGGGGGCUUCUCCAGCCAGGAGAAGACGGUGAGUCUGAAGAAGGAGCCAAGACUCUCCCUGGGCAUCACCAUCGCUGGGGGGAGGGACUGCCGCAGUCGCCUGCCCGUCUACAUCACCAGUGUCCAGCCUGUCGGCUGCCUACACCGAGACGGCACUAUCAAAAAAGGGGAUGUCCUGCUGAGCAUCAACGGCGUGGAUCUGACCCAGCUGACCUACAAUGAGGCGGUGUCGGUGCUGAAGGCUCAGACGGCUCAGGCCCAAGUGGUCCUCAGGGUCAUCCAGACCAUCUCAGAGGAGCCAGAGGACGAGGGGGAGGCCGCCAAGGAGGCCAUGGAAUCUGUGGAGAACCCAAGGGAGGAUGACGCCAACUGGGCCCCACAGUGGACCCGCUGGCUGGGCCUGCCCAGUCACAUGCACUGGUGCCGUGACAUUGUGUUGCUGAAGACCAAUCAGGAGAGCUGGGGCUUCAGCAUUGUGGGCGGCUACGAGGAGAGCCAUGGACAGCAGCCCUUCUUCAUCAAGACCAUCGUGCCUGGUACACCCACCCACCUCGACGGACGCCUCAAGUGUGGUGAUGAGAUUGUAGCUGUGAACGGAGCCACCACGGUGGGCAUGAACAACUCGUCCCUCAUACCCAUGCUCAAGCUGCAGAAGAAUAAAGUCACACUGACUGUGGUGUCCUGGCCGGGGAGCCUGGUGUAGAUACACACACACACACACACACACACACACACACACACACACACACACACACACACACACACCCCAUGCCUUGCUCCUGUCUCCACUGACUGUGGUGUCCUGGCCGGGGAGCCUGGUGUAGAUACACACACACACACACACACCCUGCCUUGCUCCUGUCUCCACUGACUGUGGUGUCCUGGCCGGGGAGCCUGGUGUAGAUACACACACACGAAGAUACACACACAGAUAGACACACACACAGACGCACACCCUGCCUUGCUCCUGUCUCCACUGACUGUGGUGUCCUGGCCGGGGAGCCUGGUGUAGAUACACACACACACGAAGAUACACGCACACACACACACACACACAGACGCACACCCUGCCUUGCUCCUGUCUCCACUGAGCCUCUUGUCAUCUCUGCACACAACACCCUAGAAUCUCAUUUGUGACAUUCUUGGAAAGAUGGUUACUUCUCCGAUUUUAUUGUUAAUUUCACUAGAUAAUCUCUUCUGAUGUGGAUUGUAAUAUAGAUUGUCAAUUUGCACAUUGCUCUAGCUGACUAGUGUGACUGAAUUUCACAUUUGAUUUGUUUCACUGCUUUGGUUAUUGUUGUUGUUACUCAAAAGGGCCAUUGAUUGUCUGGCUGAACAAAUUGGGUUUAUCAGGGUGAAGGAUGAAUUGACAAUCAAUGAACUAUUAAAAGUUGGAAUCCUUAA
This is a messenger RNA of Coregonus clupeaformis (lake whitefish), 3321 nucleotides long. It is a transcript of the gene lnx2b, whose product is annotated as ligand of numb-protein X 2b. NCBI's taxonomy places the organism in Eukaryota, Metazoa, Chordata, Actinopteri, Salmoniformes, Salmonidae. Gene Ontology annotation, molecular function: metal ion binding; ubiquitin-protein transferase activity; protein binding. The record is from RefSeq and is a predicted model, not a curated record.